UCAGUUCGUGUCAUAGUAGUUGAUAGUGGAAUACUGUUUAAAAAAAAGCGUAAUAAGAAGUAUCUCAUCAUUUUAAAGAAUAUAUUUAAUUCCCUGACGACUAAUAAAUAGUACAAUUAUUUUAUUAGUAAUUCAAUUUUUCUUUAAUGGCUGUGUUUACAUAUGAAACACGAACAAUAUUAUAGUCGCUGUACGUAGAUAAUUGUUUCAUGCAAUAUCAAAAUUUUAAACGUACAAAUGUAAAGGUCAUGUAUUGCAGUGUACGGUUAAAACCAUUAUAUUACUACUGUAUAAACAAAUUAUUUCAAUCAAUGAUGUUCGAUUAUUACAUUUAAUUGUUACAAUAAAUCAAAAAUGACUACCGCAAAGACAAAUUCAAUAUCAGGAGAGGAAAGUAGCGAGGCUUCAGAUGAAGAAGUAAAAUCAGAAAUAGAAAUGUCUAAAAAAUCAAGUACAUCUUUAUGCAAACUUGAUGAAAAAGGCCGAUUAAAUCUUGACAAUAUAUUGUCAUCCUUUAAUGGUCCUGUCGGAGAAGAACAAGCAUGGGCAUUAUGUUAUCAGGCUGCUAAAACCUUGUCUUCUCUUCCACAAAAUAAAUGUUAUAAGCUGUCUAAACUAUCACAAAUAUUUCUUCACAAGGAUGGUGAUGUUGUUAUAGAUACAAAAUGUUCAAUUGUCUCUGAACGAAAAGCGGUUUAUUAUUUGGGGACUAUAAUUUUUAAAGCUCUUGAUUUUGGCUCUAAGAAAGAAGAAGAGAGAACUUUGCCCCCUGCUUUGGAAAAGCUUAUUACACUAAUGACAAAUUCAGAGCAAGAUUCUAGAACUGAUUGUGAGACAAAUACAGAACGUUUGCAAGAAACAGAUGAUGAAGGUAUCGAGAGAGAUUCAGGAGAAAUGGAUAUAGACGAAUUCGCUAUGGAAGAAACUAAUUCCUCUUAUGAAGGAAAUUCAUCUACAUUCUCCUUGAAGCAUGUUUUGAAUUUAUGUACUAUACACAUGGAGACUACAACCGAAGUAGCAGAAAUGCAUUAUCGUGCUGUAAUAAGAGCUUAUGUAGCAGAGGCAUUGGAAUUAUCUCAAUUUUUAAGAAAAGUUGCAACAAACAAGCUUCACGAUAGAGAAAAACCAUCGCCUACUACAGAUAAUGCAAAACAUGGGUCGACAUCGUUGCACGAGUUAGAUAGAUUUGGUUUCAAUGACUGGACUGACAUUAGGAUUUGGAGAGCUAUACAAGCAAGAUUUUGGGUACAAGUUAUAAGCGAGUUAAGGAAAGGUGUUAAAUUGAAAAAAGUAGAAGCCAAUUUACAAUCUCGAGGACAAGGGCAGAGACGAGGUGCAGAAUUUGAAUUAACCCCUUAUGAAAUUUUAAUGGAUGAUAUUCGGGAGCGAAGGUAUCGUCUGAAAAAGACACCAUCGCCGACACCUCAUUCAAAGAAGGACGUUCACGCUAUUAUUCUUGAAUUUAUUCGAAGUCGACCGCCUUUGAAAAAGGCAUCAGAGAGACAACUACCUCCUUUACGGAAAGAAUGCACUCUACGAGAAUUGCUGAUGGAGAGUAUAAAGAAACCCCCGAAGCCUUUACGAUCAUCACGUGAGAGACGGCAAGCUCCUACGAUUGAAGAAAGAGCACGAUCGAAUGGUGGAGAAUCGCGUAGAAUAGUGCUAGGUGAAGUGCCACCGAUUCAACCAGAACAGGAACAAGAACCUGCUCAGGAUGUUGCGGCUCAAUGGUUGCAGUCCGAUGAUCAGACCACGACGAAAACUAGUCUUGUUCCAGUACCACAACCACGUCAAAGGAUCGGAAAAUUUGAGAUUCGCGUGCCAGGAAAUAGGAAUCGUAAGUCGUGUAGAAGACGCAUUACGACGACAGAACAGACAUCCGACAUUAAUAACAUGAAAGAAAAUGGGUCGCCGACCGUACCGAAACCUGCUCGUAGAGAUUCCGAUAGUUUGAAUACCAGACGGACUAGAAAAAUAAUCCCCGUUGAUUUUGAUUUGAAGCUCGAUGCGGAAGACGAAGACGAUGAAGAUUAUAACGAUGAAUUAAAUGUAACAAGAUUCGAGGAAGAAGACGAGGCCUAUGAUUAUUCAUUUGAAAAUCGUGAUAUUCCAAAUGAUAAUAAAGAUCAUGAUCAUGAGAGAGACGACGAAGAUGUGGAUUCAGCGAAUCCUUGGAAAAAAACUGGUGGUCUUCGGCUUACGAGAAACGAGUAUCACCGUUUCUGCGAUACUCAACUGGAAUCAUACGAUCUUGCAACUCAGUGUCCUUCUAGAAGGGCUUCUGCAAGAAAACAUGCAGCCAGGCGUAAUAUAGGUCUUACAUCUUUUACUGGGACAACAUCUCUUCCGCAUUCAAGACCUCAAAGUCGACAACAUGCAAAUAUAACAGGAUCUACUUUGAGUCAAGGGACUAGUCCAAAUAUUAGUCUUAAUCCAAGUCCAAGUCUUAGUCCUCAGCCUAGAGCUAGACAACCUCGAAGAUCGAAUACGGUUGUUGAAGGAAAAGAUAGUACUGAAGAUCGAAACGUUGAUUGGCAAGAAGAUAAUACACAGAAACCAACCUUGGGUGAUAUGUUCUUUGAUGAAAGACUUUCAUUAACGUUAGAAGAAAUCGUACAUAUUCGAAGCGUAUUGACUAAAGCCGAAUUGGAAUCGCUGCCUGUUGAGGGUCAAGUAAAAGAAGAUGUCGAAAAAAGACGCGUUUGUUUCUUGUGUCUGAAAACAAGAUUUGGUUUAUUAGGGCCAUGGGGUCAACGUUGUCGUCUUUGCGAAAGAACAGUUUGUGUUAAAUGUUAUUCCAAAAUGCGGAUUCCAACCGAACAUUUUGCUCAUGUACCAGUGGUAUUAUUAUCUCCUGGUUUAUUGUUAUCGCCGUCAUCUUCAGAACCAGAUACAAGUGGAAAAAAUUCUUGGUUAAGAGGUACAGGAGCAGUUGGUUCAGCCCCAGCUUCACCAGCUUCUAGGCGUAAAGAUUCUGCAUUACGAAGUAUAACACCCUCUUCGACUCCUGCCACUACACCUCUUUCGGCCAUAACACCAACUUCGAUUCCUUCAUCUAAUUCUCGGCGAGACAUUGAUGCUUGUACAGCAGAAAAAAGAAAUUAUAAAGGAAGUGGUAGUCCAGCAACUACCACAUCUACGAAAGCAUUUUCAACAUUUGCUAGUCCAAGUUCUGAACAACGUUUGGCGGCAGAACGAUUAAGAGGUGUUGCUAUGGUUGUCUGCCAUGACUGCCGCAUCAUGGUGAUACAAAUUAUUAAAAGUUCUAGGACAACUCGGGCUACGAUACGCAACAAUGUUAUUUCUCGUCUUACUUUAAGUCUUUCGCCUGCAUAUGUUUAAAAUAUUUUUACUGAGCUAAAAUCUAAAAAAAUAUUCCAAAGCUCAGUUAAAAAAAAAGAAAAAAAAAAGACAACCCUGCAGUUCUUCUAAUAAUGGAAGAUAGAUAAUCCUAAAGACAAAAAAUCAAUAUAAGAUAUUGUAAGAGAUGACCUGUAGAUUAUAGAUUCUUUUUUCUUGUACAAUAUCACUGUUGAUCUUCCACAGAUACAUUCCAAGAGGUAACUAAGCACAGUUUCAAAUCUGUGAUUAUAUCUUUGGCAUAAACAAAGAAUAAAGCAGGGGAUGUAUAUAAAUCUUAAAAUGUAUUGUUAAAUGAGUUUAAAUUAUAUGAGUAACAUUAUUUUCUUACAUUUGUUUCAGCUUGCGCUAAGCGUAAUUAUAUUAAAUUUUACAAGAAACAACUAUUCAUAUAAUAUAUUGCACAUACCUUCAUUAGGAACAUUGAAAAUGACAAUUUAUUAUAUUUGAAUUAGCAAUAUUUUCAUACAUUUUUAGUCCUUAUAUACAAGAAUUACUAAUGCAUACAAAGCAUUUUCUAUUGCUUGCCCGAUCAAAUGAAAUUUCAUUCUAAUAUAUUGAUUAUGUUAUUUAAAUAAGAAUCCAAUAAUUUUUCUGCCCUGCUGCAUAAAUAAUACUAAAAAUCUAUAUUAUUAGGAAACUAAAAAUCAUAUAUUGUAUAGAAAAGAAAAUAUUAUAUUAUAAAAGAGUUAUCAAUUCAUCAAUACUAUUACAGUUCAACAAAUUAAUCUAAUAAAUCAGAAUAAUAGUAAUAUUUGGUAUAGUAUAUAAAUAUAUAUUAAUGCUUGAGCAUAAAUUGUUAAUGCAUGCAAUUUAAAAGAUAUAUAUUGUAGAGUGUCACUUUAUGUUUGCUUACAAAGCUAUUGUCCUAUUUUGUACUUGUGUAAUAAUUUAUUUUUUUUAUUCCAGUACCUGAAAGAUUAUUAAAUUUAAGUUUAUGUUACUAGUACAGAAUUUAUAUUUUAUUUAUCAUACAAUAUCUACUUUAUUUAAUAAUAUGAAUAUAAUAUUAAUUAUAUCGAUUCAGCCUAAAUAUUUUUUUACGGCAUAUAAAAAAUAAUAAAUAUAUAUUAUUUAUUGCUUUUUAUAUAUCGUAAAGAUUGAAGUAUGAUUUAAUUAUUGGAUAGUAAUAUAUAUUCGUCCUGCUAACCCUAUUUGUAAAAAAACAAAGAAGCAGGACAGAUAUAUGCUUCAACCCAAUAUAAUGAAUCAAAGUUAUAUUUCAUUUAAAUGUAUAAUGGAAAGUAAUAUUGAAUCUGUACGAAGUUUGAAUUAGUUUCAUAUGAGAAGUAAAACUUUAUCAUAUCAUAUUACUCUACAAUAAUAAUACUUUGCUCACAUUAAAAUGUAUAAUUAUAUGUAAUAUAUAUAAAAUACUAAUUUAUUUUAUCGGUUGAAAAAUGCGGCCGAACUAGUAAGCCUACAAAUUAUUAAGAUUCUUGAUUUUUGCAGUCUUGUGCACAAUAGUUAAUUAAUUUAAGUUAUAUUUUUUUAUAUGUGCUUAUAUAAUAUUUAAAUGAGAUUAAAUUUUAUUUAUACUUUUUUGUACACUAAUUUGUUCUUGUAAAUUAAUUAAAUUAGAAUGUACAC
This is a messenger RNA of Polistes canadensis, 4950 nucleotides long. It is a transcript of the gene spir, whose product is annotated as protein spire. Gene Ontology annotation, cellular component: cytoplasmic vesicle membrane; cell cortex. Gene Ontology annotation, molecular function: actin binding. The record is from RefSeq and is a predicted model, not a curated record. The transcript is spliced from 16 exons. Gene Ontology annotation, biological process: actin filament polymerization; intracellular transport; actin nucleation. NCBI's taxonomy places the organism in Eukaryota, Metazoa, Arthropoda, Insecta, Hymenoptera, Vespidae. The coding region runs from base 355 to 3342 and encodes 995 amino acids.